Molecule: messenger RNA, 1663 nt
Organism: Hydra vulgaris (swiftwater hydra)
Lineage: Eukaryota; Metazoa; Cnidaria; Hydrozoa; Anthoathecata; Hydridae
Product: bone morphogenetic protein receptor type-1B
Biological process (GO): dorsal/ventral pattern formation; protein phosphorylation; BMP signaling pathway
Cellular component (GO): plasma membrane; signaling receptor complex
Molecular function (GO): transforming growth factor beta receptor activity, type I; ATP binding; SMAD binding
Source: RefSeq, a predicted model, not a curated record
AUGCUUAAUAAGCAUAAGUUAUGAUUCAAAUUCAAAGUUUAUAAAAUGAAAGCUAAUCACCAAUUAUCUUUUCUGUUUUUUUACUCAUUGCUGUAUCAGAAAAUAUUAUUUGGAUUGGAAUGUUUUUGUAAUUCUGAUUGCCCUGUUGGAAGCCCAAAUGAAACUUGUUAUACAAGUUACAAAUGUUUUGCAGCAAUUGAAUAUCUAGAAGGUACAACAACCCAAGUAUAUCAAUAUGGUUGCACCCCUCCUGAAUUUGAAGGAGGUAUUUUUCAAUGCCGACAAAAGCAUAUUCCACAUCAAGUUCCUAUGGUAUUUAAAUGUUGUGAUGAUCAGCCAAGAUGCAACGAGAAUUUAACACUGGAGAUUCCUAUUGAAGAACAACAAAAAUAUGAAAAAAAUCUUAAAAGACGCAACAUGGUACAGAGUCAACAGGUUGGAUUGGUAGUUUCUGUCCUUCUUAUUCUUUUGGUUUUUUCCUUGUAUAGCACACAUUUUUACUUGAGCACAUUGGAAAAUCUGAAGAAACCAAAUAAUAGCAGCAAUGUUAAGUCUCCUGAUGAUAAAUCAGAAAAUUCAACUUGCAACUCUGGAUUCACUGGAUUCAACUCUGGAUUCACUGGAUUCAAAUCAAGAUUGGUUCAACGAUCUUUUGCUAAAGAUAUUUCAAUGGUAAAGGUAGUUGGUCGAGGUCGCUUUAGUGUUGUAUAUAUUGGGUUAUAUCAAGACCAAACUCUUGCAGUGAAAAUUGUUGACGAAUCCGAUGAAUACUCUUGGCAGAGAGAGCAACAUUUCUAUAAAAAUCAAAAUCUAGGCCACGAGAAUAUACUUGGUUUUAUUGGUGCCGAUAUUGUCGAAAGAGACACUGUUGAUCGGUUCCUAAUUACACAGUAUCACCCUUUUGGAUCACUUUAUAAUUUUUUGCAAAAUCAUUCAUUUGAUUUACCAAUUUUUUUUCACCUUUUAUAUUCGUCUGUUUGCGGUAUAUGUUAUCUCCACGACCCUAUAAGUGGCUUUCAUGGUAAACCAGCAAUAGCUCAUCGAGAUAUUUCUAGUAAAAAUAUUCUUGUUAAAGAUAACUUACAAUGUUGUAUUAGUGAUUUUGCACUUGCCGUUGAAGAAAAUCCUGGUGAAUUCGAUCUGGUUCCAUCAAAGGCAAAAAUUCCUAAUCCAAGAUACAUGGCACCUGAAGUUCUUGAGAAUCCUUCCAGUUGUAAUAAGUCAGUCUUUUUCUAUCAAAAAGCAGAUAUGUAUUCUUUCAGCUUAGUCAUGUGGGAAAUAUUACUGCGAUACGAGAUAAAAGGUGUUGCUGAGCCUUAUCGACUUCCGUUUGAAGAGUACGUUGGAUUUAAUCCUUCUAUAAAUCAAAUGAACGAUAUAGUCAAUGUUAAAAAACUUAAACCUGUGAUUGCCAAAAAAUAUAUUCUUGAUUCGAAAGUUCGAAGUAUAAUAAAAUCUAUGCAAAGGACAAUGCUACACUCAGCAUUGUCUCGAUCUUCGUCGCGUCGUUUAAAAAUAGAUCUUUAUAAAUGCAUGCAAGAAAUAGCAAAGUUAACCGAAAUUGGUGGUUCAAAUAAUAACUCAUAGUAACGUGUCUUUUUUUAAGAAAUUCGCUUUUGUAUAUAUGUAUAAAUGUAAAUAUAUUUUAAUAUGUUGUGUUUAA